UGGUGUCAGGUAAAACCUUAUUGAAGAGAAAUACCCUUGAAGUUUGGUGUGUGGGCGUGGCUGAACCCACUUAGUGCAGUCGUCACUGGUGAGGCAACGUGAUUCGGGCCAAUGGGAUUGUAGAUCUAUUUUCACUCAACCACUGCCCGAGCAAGAUUCGCAAAUAGGCGGGCAAAUGUGUCAACUCUAGGUUGAGUCGGUCAACCCACCGGUGUCCCUUGUAGCCUUAUCUGGACUACAUUGCACAACGAUGGGCAAUGUGUUGGCUGCCAGCUCCCCAAACCCACCGCCUGCUGCGGGCGGUGGUGCUGGUGCUUCGGGGGGCGCAGGGUUAGUAAACGUACCUCCUGGAUUCGCCAUGCCUCCUGUCUCACCAGUUCCCCCCAACACAGGCACUACCGCCCAGGCAGGAGGGGAGGCAGAGGGUGCCCUCCCCAAUCCAGGUACUUUCGAAGAGUGCCACAGAAAAUGCAAAGAGGUCUUCCCUCUUCAGAUGGAAGGUGUGCGGUUGGUCGUAAACAAAGGCCUCAGCAACCACUUCCAGGUCAGUCACACAAUUACCCUCAGCACAGUGGGUGAUUCAGGAUAUCGCUUCGGUUCCACCUAUGUAGGUAGCAAGCAGACUGGACCUGCUGAGUCUUUUCCAGUGAUGGUGGGAGACAUGGACAACACUGGAAGCCUCAACGCUCAAGUUAUCCAUCAGCUGACUGAUCGUAUACGCUCCAAGAUAGCCUUGCAGACACAGCAGCAGAAGUUUGUGAACUGGCAGUGUGACGCAGAAUACCGUGGCGAUGACUUCACAGCUGCUGUCACACUUGGGAACCCAGACGUCCUCGUCGGCUCUGGUAUCGUAGUUGCCCACUACCUCCAGUCGUUGAGCCCUGCCCUGGUCCUGGGUGGAGAGCUGGUCUACCACCGAAGACCUGGAGAGGAGGGCACGGUCACGUCACUCGUGGGCCGCUACACAGGGAGUAAUUAUGUAGCUACGUUGACACUAGGAGGAGCUGGCGCGCAUGCAUCAUACUAUCACAGAGCCAACGACCAGUUACAAGUUGGUGUGGAAUUUGAAGCCAGCACGCGGAUGCAGGACACAAGUGUGUCCUUCGGUUACCAGCUGGAUGUUCCCAAAGCUAACUUGCUGUUCAAAGGUUCCGUGGACAGCAACUGGAUCGUGGGUGCCACGCUGGAGAAGAAGCUGCUCCCUCUGCCUCUGGCCCUGUCCCUGGGCGCCUUCCUCAACCACCGCAAGAACAAGUUCCAGUGCGGCUUCGGCGUCACCAUUGGUUAAAGCUAACACGGGGCUACGUCUAUCCCCCAAGCCCUUCCCCUACCCUCUGCCCUCACCUGCUCCCCAGACCUACCACUUACCACCAUGACUUAGUCAGCAGGCCACCUCCUGUGUGGCCAAGCCCGUGCUGGAACUAAGAGGUGCAGGGACAUGGAUAAUGUGUACACACACACACAGACGCAUACACACAUACAUACACACACACUCAUACACACGAACAGAAUGCGGGAGAGAAACACAUGAAGGUUGCAGACUCUGAAGUGAAGCCCCAAUGAUGACAAAGAAACAAUUUCAGGGAGGGUUCAACAGUAUUGUUAAAGGUACAUUGACUCAACGCCCUCACAGUGAAGAACUCUAUGAAGUGUAUGUGUGUCUGUGUGUGGGAAACUCAAACUUACUGUUAUGUGUUGAGGUCCGCCCUUAUCCAAGACCGUUAUCCUUUGCAAUCGGACGCUGUAUUUUGUCUCUGCAAAUAUCUAAUUUUGACCAAAGUAAAUGAAACUGAUUGAGCUAUUGCACUUCUGUCUGGGAAAAUGAGAACAUUCAAAACUAGUUUAUUUGCAAUUUUGUAAGGGAAAACGAUGGGCAGAUAUGCAUUAAAUCUACACACCUUAGGUGUUUCAUGGCACUCUGUGCUAUUAGGAUGUCGCAUAGCCGUCAUGAAGCGGAAGCCUCUGGACUGAAACAAAAUGUCCGAAAACAGAUGUAUCCAGGUAAAAAAUCAAGCUUGGCAGGCUGACUCUGCAAUGAUCAGGAAAGCUUGUUGGCUGGCUCAAGGGCCAGAACAGAAUAUGGUGGCAGUCUCUUAACCAGGCCCCAGCUUCAUGUUCAUGGUUUAGUGGUUAACCUAGGUGAUCAAUCUCAGACAGUAGUAAACCCUUGAAGUUGAGCAGCCUGAUGGUUUUUAUUGCCUUUAAGUUGUGAAUCAGCAGGAAGAGGCAGUGUUCCAUGUUCUGUUUAGAAUUAGCGACUUACCAACCCCCUUAUAUUAUAUGUUGAGAUGUGUUGAAAUGUGUCUGAUUUUCUGAGGGAGUUUUUCUGAUGUUAAUUUCUUCACAAAUAAGUGGGGUUCUCCUUUUGCAAAUGGCCUCACCUCAGAGUCAGUGAAGCCUGGAAGCAAAUAAACCUGCUUUCUGAAGUACAAGCGCCCACCCACCCCUCUCGCUCAAGGUGUAGGUUCACCCACUACUUUAGGUCACCUUGGCCAUUUAAAAAAAAAACAUCAGACAAUGCUCUUUAAACUGGGCCCUGGUGUGUGUGUGUUUGUCUUUUUGUUUUGUUUUCUAAGCCGUCCUUUUCAUACUGCGAUGAUUCGCCCAGCCGUUUACACAUACACAGAGACAGACAGGGUGGGGGACACAGCCCACAGCCAGGUUAUGCAAUGCAUGAUUACAGCAAGACUUAAUGUCAGAAUGGACCAUUGAUACCAUGCUAUUGUUAAUCUUUUUUACUGCAGUUUAAUGAGGAACAUAUGCAUCGAUGGAUGGGAAUAUCUUUGAAUCAGAGCUUUGUCGAAGCCUGUGAUUGACAUGUUAAUUGGUGAUGUUAAUGUAACUUCCCUUUUUUAUAUAUUAUAUUGAAAAUGCUGGUCAAGGGAAAUCGGACUGUUUCAAUUAACCAUUUGUGUGUGAGUGCGUGUAUGUGUGGAUAGGUUAAAGCACUUUGUUUUACUGUGAUGACAAUAUUGUAAAGCAGAGGCAAAUCUUUGUUCAGGAAAAGAAAACAUCACAAUAAACUUUUUUGUGCUUUUAAGUGGA
Engraulis encrasicolus (European anchovy) is the source of this 3045-nucleotide messenger RNA. It is a transcript of the gene tomm40, whose product is annotated as translocase of outer mitochondrial membrane 40 homolog (yeast). Bases 251 to 1288 code for a protein of 345 amino acids. Gene Ontology annotation, biological process: protein import into mitochondrial matrix. Gene Ontology annotation, molecular function: transmembrane protein transporter activity. The record is from RefSeq and is a predicted model, not a curated record. Gene Ontology annotation, cellular component: mitochondrial outer membrane translocase complex; mitochondrial outer membrane. NCBI's taxonomy places the organism in Eukaryota, Metazoa, Chordata, Actinopteri, Clupeiformes, Engraulidae. The transcript has 10 exons.